This is a messenger RNA of Parasteatoda tepidariorum (common house spider), 1170 nucleotides long. Lineage: Eukaryota; Metazoa; Arthropoda; Arachnida; Araneae; Theridiidae. The record is from RefSeq and is a predicted model, not a curated record.
AUGUCACCGCAGCCAACAACAUUAGCUGAAUUUUUCACAUUAUGUGGAAAUGAUACCUUUGCAAGGACACUACUGUACUCUGAGGUACCAACUUAUUUUACGUGGAAUACAUCAACAAGAAAAUUUCAGCGUCGUGAACAAGGUAGAGCAGCACAAGGACACCUAAAUUUAUAUUCCACCGAUGCAUUGGGUCAUCUGUACACUUUACGUUCAAAUAACGCAGAAUGCUCUUACCUAAGAUUAUUAUUAAUCAAUGUUCGUGGACCAACAUCUUUCCAAGAAUUAAAAACAGUCAAUGGCCAUGUGUGUGCUGCAUUUCGUGAGGCUUGCCAGAAAUUAAGCCUCUUAGAAAACGAUGCUCAUUGGGAUAUUUCACUCGCUGAUGCUUCUAAUAAAGCUCAACCACAGCAGAUACGUACACUAUUUUCCAGCAUACUAACUACAUGUUUUCCGGCUAAUCCAAAGGAUCUUUGGGAAAAAUAUAAGGAUUAUAAGAGUGAAGACAUUUUACAUCGCAUGCGUAGAAUAAAUGCUAAUCCCAACAUUCAAUUUACAUCAAAUAUAUACAAUGAAGCAUUGAUUUUAAUUGAGAAUAUAUGUUUGACAAUACCCAACAAAUCACUGACAGAAUUGGGAAUGAUUGCUCCAAAUAGAUCUGAUGCACCUGGAGAUACUGGCAAAACUUUUCUUAUUUCAAUUAUUCUGGCAACUAUAAGAUCAAAUAAUAUUGCACUUGCUAUUGCAUCAUCUGGUAUUGCAGCAACUCUUUUGGACGGUGGUCGAACAGUACAUUCAGCAUUGAAAUUGCCAUUAAAUAUGCAGGUAAUUGAAACUCCAACAUGUAAUAUUAGCAAAGGUUCUGGGAUGGGAAAAGCACUAAGAUCAUGUCAGCUUAUAAAAUGGGAAGAAUGCACCAUGGCACACAAGAGAUCCUUAGAAGCACUCAAUCGCACAUUAAAAGAUUUGAGAGGAAACGAGCAGCUCUUUGGUGGUGCACUCAUUUUGCUAGCUGGUGAUUUUGGAGAAACUCUACCACUUAUACCACGUUCAACACCUGCAUAUGAAUUGAAUACAUGUCUCAAAUCAUCAGUGUUAUGGCGGUAUGUGGAGAAAAUAUCUUUAAAAACCAAUAUGCGUGUUCAAUUACAUCAAGAUGAAUCUUCCGAAUGA